This is a messenger RNA of Acytostelium subglobosum LB1, 1827 nucleotides long. RefSeq lists its product as hypothetical. Gene Ontology annotation, molecular function: zinc ion binding; SNARE binding. Gene Ontology annotation, cellular component: endoplasmic reticulum exit site; COPII vesicle coat. The coding region runs from base 1 to 1827 and encodes 608 amino acids. Gene Ontology annotation, biological process: COPII-coated vesicle cargo loading. The record is from RefSeq and is a predicted model, not a curated record. Lineage: Eukaryota; Evosea; Eumycetozoa; Acytosteliales; Acytosteliaceae. The transcript has a single exon.
AUGAACGCCUGUAGUAAAUAUGGAUACAUUGGAGCUGAUGAGUAUGAGGACAUGGAGAUAGAUGUCGCUCAAACAAAUAAUCUAUUCGCUGAUGACAAUACUACCAACAAUAACAAUAAUAAUAACAAUAAGAAUGCUAUGUUGGAGAAGAAGCGUGUAAGAAAGACAACAAUAAAUGUAUUAAAUAUAAAGUUGGGUACUUUGUCAAACAAUCCUAUUGUGGCCACUGGUGACCCUCUACAUUGCGCUGGCUGCAAGGUGAUCUUCAGCAACAUCAACAACUUUAAGGAUGUGCUUUCCAGUGAUGGCAAGUCUUACCCAAGCAUUCCAACCGGUGGCGGAGUGGCCAAUGGCAAGUGGACCUGCGAGUUCUGUGGCGAGCUGACCGACUUCAACAUGGUCGAGGAGGAGAUCCCCAAGAGCAACAUCAUCGACUACAUCCUCGAGCCAGCGCCCAUCACCACCACAACCGUCAGCAACAACAACAAUGAGAAGACAGUCAACCCAGACAGCUCCUACGUGGUCUUCUGUAUCGACGUCAGUGGCAGCAUGGACAGCAUCGUCGAGGGCAAGAAGUCACGUAUCGCAUGCGUGUUGCACGGCAUUGUCGAGCAGAUCAACAUGCUCGAGGAGACCGCCCCCAACAGACGUGUGGCCAUCGUCACCUUUAACGGCUCCGUCAGCAGCUUUGGAGACGGCACCAGCGACAAGAUCAUUAGAUUCGACGGUAACGCCUACACCACCAUCGCCCAGAUCGUCGAGCGUGGUGCCGCCGCUGUUAUUGAGAACUGUGUGUCCAAGGCCAAGUUUGCCCUGCAGAAGAAGAUCCUCUCGCUAGAUGCCAACGGAGGCACUGCACUCGGACCAGCCAUCGCCUACUGUGUCGGACUGACCGCCAGCGUUCCAGGCUCCAAGAUCGUGCUUGCCACAGACGGCGCCAGCAACGUUGGCAUUGGAUCGGUUGAGGGCAGAGAUUCUGGAAACUCAUCCCAGUUCUACGAGGAGCUGGGCGCCAUCGCACAGAAGAACGGCACGACCAUCUCGGUCCUGACGAUUAAGGGCACAGACACCAAGCUCGAGAUGAUUGGCAAGCUGGCCGACAUGACCAACGGUGAGGUAGAGAUUGUCGACCCACUAAAGAUCACCAGCGAGCUCAAGUCAGUCCUCUCCUUGCCAACCAUCGCCACCAACGUCACCAUCUCGGUCAAGCUGCACAAGGGUCUCUACAUCACUGACCCCUCUGACCUCAAGCUGGACCAGAACUACAUCACCAAGUACAUUGGCAACGUCAACGAGGAGACCAUGGUCACUUACGAGUAUGGAAAGAUCGAGAACAAGGUCAUCGACACAUCGCUCAAGUCUCUGCCCUUCCAGCUGCAGAUCACCUACACCACGAUGAAGGGCAUGAAGUGUGUGCGUGUCAUGACCAUGACACAGGAGAUCACCACCAAGCAGGAGGUGGCCGAGGAGCAUGCUGAUGUCGAGGUGCUUGGCAUUAACAUGGUGCAGACAUCCUCCAAGAUGGCAUCGGGUGGUGACUACACCUCGUCACGUUUCCACAACAUGUCCAAGAACAAUCAUAUGAAGAAGGUCCUUGUCACCAAGUCCAAGUCGCCAAGUGUUCAGCAGCAGGGCGAUACCUUGUCUGCUCCAUCGUCAAACAACUACAUCCAACAGUAUGACUCGGCUCAAGUCUGGACUGCACAGGCACAGAAGUUUGAGACCACCGUUGCGCCAGUCCAGUCUGCGCCACAGAAGAAGAACGACGAGACAAGCAACGUACUAUUCCAGAUGAAGCAGAUGAGUUCGAACAGAGCCAGAAAGUAA